AUGGCAACGAUGAGACUCCUUUCAUCUGUUUUCCUCUUGUUCUUGGUCUCGGUUGGAUCCUCUGCAGCUCCAACAACCCGUUGGAGAAAAAGGGUUCGGGAGCCGUGCAAUAAGUUGGUUUUUUACUUUCAUGACAUUAUUUACAAUGGUCGCAAUUCAAAGAAUGCAACUUCGGCCAUUGUAGGUGCACCCACAUGGGCCAACAGGACCAUAUUAGCUGGGAAGAAUCAUUUUGGUGACUUGGUCGUGUUUGAUGACCCCAUUACCUUGGACAACAAUUUGCAUUCACCCUCUGUUGGACGUGCUCAAGGAUUCUACAUCUACGACAAGAAAGACAUUUUCACUGCUUGGCUUGGUUUUUCCUUUGUGUUCAAUUCUACAAUGCACAAGGGUAGCAUAAACUUUGCUGGUGCUGAUCCUUUGAUGAACAAGACCAGAGACAUUUCGGUUGUUGGUGGAACUGGUGACUUUUUCAUGGCGAGGGGAGUGGCAACUCUCAGGACGGACGCUUUUGAGGGUGAAGUCUAUUUCCGGCUUCGAGUGGAUAUCAACUUAUACGAAUGUUGGUAGCAUAAACUCCACUCUUUUCUUUUCUUGGAGAGCUUUCUAUGCAUUGUAAAACUUUCGCAUCGCUCCCCUGAAAACAAUUCCUACGUCACCAAGAAUAAAACGCCCACUAAACA
Messenger RNA from Abrus precatorius (Indian licorice), 683 nucleotides. RefSeq names its product disease resistance response protein 206-like. Lineage: Eukaryota; Viridiplantae; Streptophyta; Magnoliopsida; Fabales; Fabaceae. Bases 1 to 570 code for a protein of 189 amino acids. The record is from RefSeq and is a predicted model, not a curated record. The transcript has a single exon.